AUGUCCAAGUUCAAGAUUAAGAGGCCUCACAGCCCUGAUCACAUCGGAAUCUGCAACUACAAGAAACAGAGACUACUAUAUGAUCUAGAGAGCCUUAAUCUUAACGAUGAUAAGAGUCUUCAAAUGGAGCAGCGAUGGCGCAACCAUCAACGAUAUGUGGAAAACAAUGAGAUAUACUCAGACAGCGUGGAUGAGAUGUAUCUCCCGUACACGAGCUCAAGCCAUCCUUUGAAAGUCUUGCAGUCAGAUCACGCAAUUUCGUGGGAAACGGAUUUGUUGUAUUCCAGGUUGAGGAAGUCAGCUCGGGACGCUAGGUUGCAGGUUGUUAAAUGGGAGGAUAUGAAGAAACUCGCUUAUACUCAGUGGUUGGAAUGGAUUCGAAAGCGUUUUACAGAAAAAGACUUCGAUUAUGAUAUGGACAACAACGACGAUUACCCAGGAGUUAUCAUCGACGGCGAUGCGCAUGAAGAUGUAGAUAUGGAUGUAGAUAUGGAUGCUUUUUAG
Molecule: messenger RNA, 504 nt
Organism: Torulaspora globosa
Lineage: Eukaryota; Fungi; Ascomycota; Saccharomycetes; Saccharomycetales; Saccharomycetaceae
Exons: 1
Coding region: 1-504 (167 amino acids)
Source: RefSeq, a predicted model, not a curated record